Messenger RNA from Tupaia belangeri chinensis (Chinese tree shrew), 1344 nucleotides. RefSeq names its product transmembrane and ubiquitin like domain containing 1 (gene TMUB1). The transcript has 3 exons. Gene Ontology annotation, molecular function: protein binding. The coding region runs from base 174 to 914 and encodes 246 amino acids. NCBI's taxonomy places the organism in Eukaryota, Metazoa, Chordata, Mammalia, Scandentia, Tupaiidae. The record is from RefSeq and is a predicted model, not a curated record. Gene Ontology annotation, biological process: ERAD pathway.
GACUGCGCGGCGCCGGACUACAAGUCCCACAAUGCUCCGGGCCGCGGCGGCGGGGAAGGAGGGAAGCUUCAGGUGUCUGCGACCUCGGCGCCUCCCGCCCGGAAGUGCCUGAGGGGCCGGGAUGGAGCUGGCGGAGCCGGGCGCUCCGUAGCGUGGCGGGCAAGGCGGGUGCCAUGGCCCUGAUUGAAGGGGUGGGUGAUGAGGUGACCAUCCUUUUCUCGGUGCUUGCCUGCCUCCUGGUGCUGGCCCUCGCCUGGGUCUCAACACACACCGCUGAGGGCGCCGACCCACUGCCCCAGUCAUCGGGGACCCCAACGCCAGCGCAGCCCAGUGAAGCCAGGCCAGCCACUGACAGCAUCAGAGGGGAGGCGCCAGGAGCAGAGACCCCCAGCCUGAGACACAGAGGCCACGCCGCACAGCCAGAGCCAGCCUCAGGGCUCGCAGCCACACCACCACCCCCGGACUCCCCACAGGAGCCCCUCGUGCUCCGUUUGAAAUUCCUCAAUGAUUCAGAGCAGGUGGCCAGGGCCUGGCCCCACGACACCAUUGGCUCCUUGAAAAGGACCCAGUUUCCCGGCCGGGAGCAGCAGGUGCGGCUCAUCUACCAGGGACAGCUCCUAGGAGACGACUCCCAGACGCUGGGCAGCCUUCACCUCCCUCCCAACUGCGUUCUCCACUGCCAUGUGUCCACCAGGGCGGGUCCCCCCCAUCCCCCCUGCCCACCGGGGUCCGAGCCAGGCCCCUCCGGGCUGGAAAUAGGCAGCCUGCUGCUGCCGCUGCUGCUCCUGAUGCUGCUGCUGCUCUGGUACUGCCAGAUCCAGUACCGGCCCUUUUUCCCCCUGACCGCCACCCUGGGCCUGGCCGGCUUCACCUUGCUCCUCAGUCUCCUGGCCUUCGCCAUGUACCGCCCGUAGUGCCUCCGCGGGCUCUCGGCACUGUCGCUGGCCCUUCUGGACCUUGCUCCCCGCGGCGAGCUGGGAGCUGCUGUCUGCCCAGGCCAGCCUCUCCGACCUGCCUCUUCCCACUCCCCUGGAGCCCAGCCCUGCGCCGCAGAGGACUCCAGGGGCUGCCAGAGGCUCCUCCCUGCGACCUCCAUGGCUCUGGGCCACCUGGGGCUGCUGGCCCUCGGCCCCCACUGACAGUCAGCUCCUCGGGGUCAGGCACCUGCUGUCGCUGCCUUGGCCCCGGGCAGAGUGGGGCCACCCCCCUGGGCCCGUCUUAGUGUCCUGCCUGAGCACCUCGGGCUGCCUUGGGGCCCCGGGAGUGUGGAUGAGGGGAAAAGGGAGCUGCGGGGUGCGGAGUUCUCUGGAACAUGUGCAGAUUAAAGUGACUGUGAAGUUUUCA